AUGGCGCAAGCAACUCAGUCGAUAAAAUGUGUCGUCACUGGUGAUGGCGCUGUCGGAAAGACGUGUCUGCUGAUAUCUUACACCACGAAUGCUUUCCCCGGCGAAUACAUCCCGACCGUCUUCGACAACUACUCGGCCAGUGUUAUGGUAGAUGGGAAACCAGUAUCGCUGGGUCUCUGGGACACAGCAGGUCAAGAAGACUACGAUCGCUUGCGACCUCUUUCAUACCCACAAACAGAUGUGUUCCUGAUAUGCUUCUCUAUUGUCUCGCCUCCUAGUUUCGACAACGUCAAGGCAAAAUGGUAUCCCGAAAUCGAGCACCACGCACCCAAUGUGCCCAUCAUCCUUGUCGGAACCAAGCUUGACCUUCGAGAAGACAAAGCAACGGCCGACAAUUUGAGGGCCAAGAAGAUGGAACCAGUCUCGUACGAGCAGGCGCUGUCCGUGGCGAAAGAAAUCAAGGCGGUGAAAUACCUGGAAUGCUCCGCACUCACACAACGAAAUCUGAAGAGCGUGUUUGAUGAAGCCAUUAGGUGA
Messenger RNA from Cladophialophora yegresii CBS 114405, 537 nucleotides. Its product is annotated as rho-like protein rac1B. The transcript is spliced from 2 exons. Gene Ontology annotation, molecular function: GTP binding; GTPase activity; protein kinase binding. The coding region runs from base 1 to 537 and encodes 178 amino acids. The record is from RefSeq and is a predicted model, not a curated record. Gene Ontology annotation, biological process: establishment or maintenance of cell polarity; regulation of cell shape; cortical cytoskeleton organization. Gene Ontology annotation, cellular component: plasma membrane; cytoskeleton; cell cortex. NCBI's taxonomy places the organism in Eukaryota, Fungi, Ascomycota, Eurotiomycetes, Chaetothyriales, Herpotrichiellaceae.